Miscanthus lutarioriparius is the source of this 1152-nucleotide messenger RNA. The record is from the annotation of a GenBank genome assembly. NCBI's taxonomy places the organism in Eukaryota, Viridiplantae, Streptophyta, Magnoliopsida, Poales, Poaceae.
AUGGACCGCGGCCCUUCCGUCUCCGACGAGGACGACGACCUCGAGACCCUGGAAGAGGGAUUGCCGGCCAACCGGCGGACCAUUGAGUGGAACCCCAAGAAAGACCGGUUCCUCUUAGCCAUCUGCAUCUCCGGGCAAAUGUCCAACCACUUGAUUUGCUUGGAGAAGCACAUGUUCAUGGCAGCGCUUCUUGGCCGUACCCUGGUGGUGCCCAGCCAGAAGGUGGAUUACCAGUACGAUCGGGUGCUUGAUAUCAACCACAUUAAUGAUUGCAUUGGGAGGAAGGUUGUGAUCACCUAUGAGGAGUUUGUGGAGAAGAGGAAGAAAGUGAUCAUCGAUCAGUUCAUAUGCUACGCCGCCUCGCCUCCAUGUUUCCUUGAUGAGGACCAUAUUAAGAAGCUGAAAGGACUGGGUAUUUCUCUGGGCAAGAUUGAGGCAGCUUGGCCAGAGGAUGCGAAGCUGAAGGAGCCAAAGAAGAGAUUUGUUGGGGAUAUUGCACCAAAGUUUUCGACAGAGGCUGAGGUCCUUGCCAUUGGCGACAUGUUCUAUGCCGAUGUGGAGGAUGAGUGGCUGAAUCAACCUGGUGGUCCAUUGGCUCACAAGUGCAAGACUUUGAUUCAACCAAGUAGGCUCAUUCUGCUCACUUCUCAACGCUUCGUCCAGACUUUCUUGGGAGGAAACUAUAUUGCUUUGCAUUUUCGACGGCACGGAUUCCUUAAAUUCUGUAAUGUGAAGAAAGAGAGCUGCUUCUUCCCCAUCCCUCAGGCGGCAGAAUGCAUUCUGCGAAUCGUUGAGAAGGCUAAUGCACCUGUGAUAUAUUUAUCUACCGAUGCUGCUGAGAGCGAAACAAAUCUUCUGCAGUCCUUGGUUGUAUUCAACGACAGACAAGUCCCUCUUGUGGAGAGGCCAGAGCACGACAGCUCUGAGAAAUGGGAUGCCUUGCUACACAGAAACCACAUGGGUGGAGAUACUCAGGUUGACGCGAUGCUUGACAAGACGAUCUGUGCACUAUCAAACGUAUUCAUAGGAUCAUCAGGGUCCACCUUCACGGAGGACAUCUUCCGGUUGCGGAGGGGCUGGGGAUCAGCGUCGCACUGUGACGAGUACCUCUGCCAGGGUGAGCUGCCCAACUACAUAGCAGAGUUAGACUGA